AAUACACACUGGUCCCCCCCACCCUCUCAUCUUCUCUCCCUCAGCAGCAACUGAAAAGAAGAAAAAAAGAAGAAGGAAAAGCCAGCACUUCCACAACACUAGCACCACAGUACUUCCCCGCUGCCCAUUCAUACAAAGUAGCGAGAGAAAAACAAAAGUAAAUACUACUCCCUGCAAACAUCAACCAAAGCUUUUCCUGCAGCCGAGCUAACCUGUCGGAGCAUUCCAGGGAGAGAGCUAGCAAAAUUUUGAGAGAUUUAGAGAGAGAAAGUGUGUGUUUUAGAGAUAGGGUACGAGAAUAACCAGGACUCUUGUUAAUUUAGUUUCAUUUCUAAGCUUUUAGAAAGAGAGAAACAAGAAGAGGAAAAAAAUUCCAGCUGUCUUCUGUCUCUCAGCAUAAUUCUGCCGUACAAGAUUCUUUUUCAUUUUCGUUUAUUUGUUUAACAGGUUUAUCAGCAGAAGGAUCAAUCCAUGUAAUAUUAUUAAUUUCAUAAUAUGGAAAGGGUUGCAGAAUCGAAGGCUCUUCCUGUGAAACUGCCUGUUGUGAGUCAUGUAUCGAUAAAUGCUUAUGUAGUGUCUGGGAGAGAAGCGAGCCAGGCACCCAAGCUGCAGACAGGUCUGGUAAGAGAUGUGGCGGGGCGAUUUAACGUAAAACAACCCCAAAUUACGGACUUUCCUGUGCCUGUUAGACCGUGGAAAGGAAAAGUCUCUGCAAUUAUUGAAGAAGAGUUGAUGCCUGAUGUUGUUACUUCUAAGGGCAGUGGUGAUUACUUUGAUGAAGGUUGCCCUGGUUCUUUCUCCGGGGCAAGUCAUCCACCUGAACCUAUUGAUACAGAUCUAAUAAUGAAAACAGUGUAUGUACCAAUCGGUCAAAAGAAAGCUGAGCCUCGAUGCCUUGUGAAGAGUAUGUCUGUGAAGGGGCCUUUUCUAGAAGAUCUUUCAAUCAGGGUUCCACCCAAAAAACCAAGCCUGGUGGUUCUUUCUCCAGCAGAAAGUUUGGUUGAAGAAACUAAUGACUUAGUUGCAUUGCCUACUCCAUUUUCAGUUCCUCGUGCAUCACAAAAUACAGAAAACUCUCUCCUUCCACCUGAUUCAGAAGAGAACGAUUGUGUGUGGGACACUUCUUUGCCUCCUAGUGGAGAUGUGAGUCCACAUAGCAGCAUUGACAGUACUGGUGUUGUCACAGCUAUGAGCAUUGUCAAUAGCUGCGCCAGUACAUAUCGGAGUGAUGCUAUUACAAGUGAUGGCAUGCUUAGUAUAGAUAGAAACUGUGAGAGCACAAAAGGGAGUGUUAGAGGGGAUUCACUUGAAAGUGCAAAGACUAGUGUUAGUCGAGCAAGUGACAGCAGUGGCCUUAGUGAUGACAGUAAUUGGAGCAAUAUUACUGGGAGUGCAAAUAAGCCUCACAAAGGAAAUGAUCCUAGGUGGAAGGCUAUUCUUGCCAUUCGAACACGGGAUGGAUUUUUGGGUAUGAAUCACUUUAGAUUAUUCAAACGGCUUGGGUGUGGUGACAUUGGCAGUGUUUAUCUCUCAGAGCUGAGCGGGACUCGGUGUUUUUUUGCAAUGAAAGUAAUGGACAAGGCUUCCCUUGCAAGCAGGAAAAAGUUGACAAGGGCUCAGACAGAAAGGGAGAUUUUGCAGUUGUUGGAUCAUCCAUUUCUGCCGACUUUGUAUACUCAUUUUGAGACAGACAGAUUCUCAUGUUUGGUAAUGGAAUACUGUCCAGGAGGUGAUCUGCACACUCUGAGGCAACGACAACCUGGGAAACAUUUUUCUGAGUAUGCUGCAAGAUUUUAUGCGGCAGAGGUUUUAUUGGCACUUGAAUAUCUUCACAUGCUUGGAGUUGUUUACAGAGACUUGAAACCUGAAAAUGUCCUUGUCCGUGAUGAUGGCCACAUAAUGCUUUCAGACUUUGACCUUUCCCUUAGAUGUGCAGUUUCACCAACCCUGAUAAGAGCCUCAUUUGAUUCUGACCCUUCAAAACGAGCUGUUGGUGGUGCAUUCUGUGUUCAGCCUGCCUGUAUUGAGCCUUCGUCGGCUUGCAUCCUACCUUCAUGUUUUGUGCCUCGUAUCUUCCCUCAGAAAAGUAAGAAAAAAAACAGAAAACCUGGAAAAGAUCUUGGGCUGCAAACUAGUUCACUUCCAGAACUCGUGGCAGAACCGACAGCUGCUCGGUCCAUGUCCUUUGUUGGUACCCAUGAAUACCUGGCCCCUGAAAUCAUCAAGGGAGAAGGGCAUGGCAGUGCAGUUGAUUGGUGGACAUUUGGCAUUUUCUUGCAUGAGCUAUUAUAUGGUAAAACCCCAUUCAAGGGUUCAGGAAACCGAGCUACCCUGUUCAAUGUGGUCGGGCAGCAGCUUAGAUUCCCAGAUUCACCAGCAACUAGUUAUGCUAGUCGAGAUUUGAUCCGAGGCUUACUGGUGAAGGAACCUCAACACAGGUUAGGGGUGAAGAGGGGUGCAACUGAGAUCAAGCAGCACCCUUUCUUUGAAGGUGUGAAUUGGGCUCUAAUUAGGUGUAGCACGCCACCUGAAGUGCCAAGACCAGUGGAAACUGAGCCGCCUCCUGUCAAGUCUGGGGCAGUUGACAAAAUUGGGGUCGGCAUUGUUGGCAGCAGCAGCAAAAGGAGGAUGGCUGGGACAGACGUGAGGCCUGGGGGUAAUUAUCUGGACUUCGAGUUCUUUUAGCACAGGCUUGUUUAGCUGUAUUCAGCCUGUAUAGUAAAUGUGUCAUUUGUUAAUCUUACAAGAACAUGCCUGCAUUACCCCGUUCUGAUAAUCACCUUCCUCAUAAGAGGAUAAAGCAUCA
Molecule: messenger RNA, 2806 nt
Organism: Populus nigra (black poplar)
Lineage: Eukaryota; Viridiplantae; Streptophyta; Magnoliopsida; Malpighiales; Salicaceae
Product: serine/threonine-protein kinase D6PKL1-like
Exons: 3
Coding region: 496-2685 (729 amino acids)
Biological process (GO): protein phosphorylation
Cellular component (GO): nucleus; plasma membrane; cytoplasm
Molecular function (GO): ATP binding; protein serine/threonine kinase activity
Source: RefSeq, a predicted model, not a curated record